Molecule: messenger RNA, 2252 nt
Organism: Camelina sativa (false flax)
Lineage: Eukaryota; Viridiplantae; Streptophyta; Magnoliopsida; Brassicales; Brassicaceae
Product: uclacyanin 1
Cellular component (GO): plasma membrane
Molecular function (GO): electron transfer activity
Source: RefSeq, a predicted model, not a curated record
UGCGUUUUUUUGCGGAAGACCCAAAAUUAUUUCAUUUCUGUAUCUCUUCCAAAUCGAGACUAGGGUUUGCGACGAAAGAGAGAAAACGGCGACAGCUUCCUUUCCUUCAUCCUCGCCGUAGAAACACCAAAAUCUUCCGUCUAAACCACCCAAAUCGAGAGCUAUUGCAUGGUGAAAUCGAUCUUUGCUAAGGUUUUCCGAGGAACCGAUCUUUGCUAACUUCUCAUCUUAUGUCGACUGAUAUCUCCGGCGAUUUGAUGGUUUAGUCGAAAUCUUCUAGCCGACCCAUUGUCUAGUCGUCUCCUUUGUCUGGCAUAGAUCAUCUCCGGCGAUAUAGAGGCAAGAUCAAGCAGAGCAAAUUAAGUCAAGGACUAUCAACAAACCUGCAUUUGGUCGAAACUAAAAAGUACAAAAAGAUCAGAGAAGAAGAAAAGCAGUACAGAGAAGAAUGUGAGCAGAACAUGUACUCCAACAAUACUUCUCUGGGAGCUUAAAGGAUGCUGCAAAAAGCCUUGGUGUCUGUCCGACUACACUAAAACGGAUAUGUAGACAGCACGGAAUCAUGAGAUGGCCAUCUCGCAAGAUUAACAAAGUGAAUAGAUCGCUAAGGAAAAUAUAGACAGUGCUGGACUCUGUCCAAGGUGUAGAAGGAGGACUGACGUUUGACUCGGUAACAGGGGAAUUUGUAGCAGUUGGCCCUUUUAUACAAGAAUUUGAUACUCAAAAGAGUACUUCUUCUCAACAUGAAGAUGUAUUAUUUGUAAGAAGCCAAAGUGAUAUGGAUCAAGGUAAUUAUCUUGAGACAGAGCAGAUGUUUCGUGAAGCCGGUGAGCAGUUUGGACAAAGGUGACAGUGAUCUGAGGUGGCUGCUCAUCUGUUCUACGUUUCACCAAAACAUCUGAGCGGGGCAAUCAUUAACUUCUUAUCUAAAGUUUUGUAGAAGCUACUGUUUCAGCUCUGUAAGGGAGUCGCACACUGUCACAGAAACUUCAGCGUGAUCUGAAACCAGCGAAUCUUCUUCUUGUGGUAGAUAAGCAACUUCUUAAAAUCGCCGAUCUAGGUAUUGGACGCGCUUUCACUGUCCCUGUCAAGACAUACACGCACGAUGUCGUCACGCUCUGGUAUAGACCUCCUGAAAUUCUUCUUGGCACCACCCAGUAUACUACUGCUGUUGACAUCUGGGCUGUUGGCUGCAUCUUCGCUGAGAUUGUCACCGGGGAUGUUCUUUUCUGUGCCUACAGCGAGAUUUCGCAGUUGCAUUAAAAGUUCAGGAACACCAACCGAGCAGCAAUGGCUGGGUGUUACCUCUCUGAUUAACUGGAAAUCCUUUCCAGAUUGGCAUCCCAAAGACCUAGCAAGUGCUAUUCCAUCUCUUUCGCCUCAAGGAGUUGAUCUUCUCACGAAACUGCUGAAGUUGAAUCCAGCCGAAAGAAUUUCAGCAAAAGCAGUUGUUGAAGUCACAAAACCCGAGUUAGAUAGCUGUCAAUCGGUUAAACCGCUUAUAACGUUCGCUAAUGGAAACUCCAUUGUUCCCCUCACCACCCCUGAAAAAAGGUACUUCAUUUGCGGAAUGCCAGGACAUUGUAGCCAAGGUAUGAAACUCGAGGUAAACGUUGUUCCAACCGCAACCGCAGCACCAACCGCACCGCUUCCAAACACUGUCCCAUCUCUAAACGCGCCUUCACCUUCUUCUGUUCUACCUAUUCAACCUCUGUUACCUCUUAACCCUGUCCCUGUUCUCUCUCCAUCUUCUUCUACUCCACUUCCUUCCUCAUCUCUGCCUCUCAUUCCGGCACUAUCUCCAGCGGCUGCAGCGGGGACAUCUCUGCCCUUGUUACCAGGCUCACCAGGUAGCUCUAGCAGCAGCACAACCACCAAAACCGUCGGGACAUUUCCUUCCAGUACUAAUGGCCCAACGGCUGAUCUUGCCGGAGCAGGCACCUCUCCGGUUGACUCCUCCUCCGCUGCGAAAACGCUUGUUUUGGGAUUUGGAUUCAUGGUCGCUAUGAUGCUUCAUUUGUUCUAAGUGUUUCUUUAAAGUGGAGAGAGAGAUUUGUUUGCGGAGGGAAAUGUCGUUUGUGUUUACUUUCUUAUGUCCUUUCUUGUAUAUGAGACCGUGUUGUUGUUUUUUUUGGUGCUUUUUGUGUAUUUUAGUAUUGGCCUUAUAUGUAUAUUAUCAGUUUAUCCUCAAAUAUUACAUUGUUACAAUGUAUACCUAUAAAUUGUAUUUAUCGUUAUAAUAUAAAUUUUUA